AUGCCGCUUCUGCAAAAAGAGCAUUUCAAACGUAAGCCAAAAAGGCCGCAAAAAGCACACGAAAAUAGGUCGGGAAUUUCAGUGCGAAAGCAUACUCGCUACCUGACGAUCCAUCGAGUUGUCGAGCACAAAACGUGGCACGAACUGGCCUAUGAGGAGCGUGUUCGGAGGGAAAACCGAAGAAUACCGAAGAUUUGUCGGAAGAUCUUCUUGAAAUGGCACCUGGAACAGUGGGCGGCGAGGCAGAAGUUCAAGAGGUUGAAGGAGAAGAACAUCGACGAGAGUAUUUGUGUGGCUGUGAGUUUUGGUCUUUUAAAGGACCAGGGAGCCCAAAAAUUUUUUGAUUUUUUUGUGAAAUGUUUUUGUGACUGUUUGAAUUGUCUCUUAUUGCCUCAUACACUGGUGAAAUGCUGCCUCUCAAAAAUUCCAAUGAACGAAACGGCAUGCAGUUGGGCCGAAAAAUAUAUAAAAAUAUAUGCGCUUCUCGGCCGUUUUAUUUUUUCCGCUUUUUUACCGGUUUUUUUCCAAAAAUUAACGGUUUCUCCCAUUUUUCAGUUGAUUGACAUUUGUUCGGCACUUACUUAUUUUUUCACUGCUAAAAAAUUGUUUUCAUUCAGUCGAUAUAAAGUGCCAAAAUGGGAGAAACCGUGAAUUUUUGGAAAAAAACCGGUAAAAAAGCGGAAAAAAUAAAAUGGCCGAGAAGCGCAUAUAUUUUUAUAUAUUUUUCGGCCAUUGGCGCUAGGCCACGGCCACAACUUCAACUGCAUGCCGUUUCGUUCAUUGGCAUUUUUGAGAGGCAGCAUUUCACCAGUGUAUGAGGCAAUAAGAGACAAUUCAAACAGUCACAAAAAAAUUUUCACAAAAAAUUAAAAAAAAAUUUUGCGUUCCCUGGUCCUUUAAAUAAAGAAAUUUCUCAUUGCUUGUUCCUGAACAACUUCUCCACGUUUAAGCACUUAUAUCUCGAGAACCACUGAUUAUUUUGUAAAAUUGUCAUUUGCAAAAACGUUGCAAAUUUUAAAUUGAACAACUUUUUAGUUGACCAUUUUACUCAAUAAUUCUUUAUUUCAAAGUUACACGCCUUUUUAAACAUGCCGUUUUUAGAAGCAAUGGUACUACGUGCUCAAGAAACAUCCGCUGAGGCCGAGAGUUGAGUGGAGUUUUCAAAGGGUUCACAAGUAAUUAUCUUUUCAAUUUUACUAGUCUAACAACCUAUUUUCAUUCAGAUUGAGCCUUAAAAACGAGAGAAUUGCUCAAGAACUCGAGGAGCUGAUGGACUGCGCCGAGAGAUACGCUCUGAUCGAGCAUUUGUCAGAGGACCAUCAGAAGCGGUUGCAAGCGGAGCUGGCAAAACUUGAUAGUGGGCUAAAUAUGAAAUAUAUUAUACUUUUCUGCAAACGGAUCAAUUCAGAGAUUGAAACUUAUCACUUGGAGGUCAAGAACAACCAGGACAUCCUGCUGCGUUCGCAGUCUUUGGCAGCCAUGAAAAUUCGCAUUUUUUUCGAGCAGAGGUACGUUAUGAGGUUCUGAAAGUUUUUGUGUAAAAUGUUCAUGCCUCGUACUGUAUUUGAUUAGUUGAACACUUUUUUGUAGGACCCCUCUGAAGAGUACUGUAGCUUUUUGAAGCUACAAAUGUACAAAACUAUCGCUCAACUUUCAAGCGCUACAGUACUCUUCGGAGUGGUUUUACAAAAACGUUGUCAAGUACAAAAAUAAAGUCUACAACUAGUACUUUAUUUUUCUAGUUGACCAUAUUUAUGUACAACCUCUCCUUGGACUACUGUAGCGCUUAGAAAUUUAAAGUGCCUAUCCAGCUACAGUACUCCAGAGACUGAUGGUAGAAAAACGAUGAAAACUACAAAAAUACAGUACUAUGAAUGUACAAUAAGUACGUUUUCCAGAAAAGGUCUAAUCUUCGACAUCACGGACCUUUUGGACCCCUUGACUGGAAGCGUGACAAUCAAAAAGUUUCGAGAAGCGAUUCAAGUUAAGAUUAUGUCAUUUGCAAGUGAUGUUCAUACAAAGUAAGUAGUAUGCAACUUAAUUGUUUCGCUUUAUCCCCAUUUUUCAGUUUGCUGAAAAGAAAGUGGAAAAACGAGAAAGCGCGUAACAUUGUCCACAAUUGUGUGGUCCAAGAGACCACGAACGCCGCGUUCACAACCAUCCAGAAUUACCUGAAGGCGUUGCGGCAGAAGCCCUCUUUCCUCACCAUCGAAUGCUCGAUUGUCGACCGGAGACUGUGGGUGAACGUCGAGCAAAUCCGUCUCUUCCUCAAAGAGCCGAUCAGUACGAUGUGCUCGCUGGAGAAUGUGAGAAUGUCUUCGGAAGACUGUGAAAUGUGGCAGGAGGAGGCCGCGAUGGCCGUCGACGUACUCUCGCACGAGCACAUUGUGGCGCACGCGUUCUUGGAGCCCUACGCGUUUUUGGUCGAGGAUUAUAAGGUAGUUAUCAGGGUUGGGCGGAAUUCCGUCUGCCGUCUUCCGUCUUCCGUCUUCCGGGUUUUUUUUUGUACCGUCUUCCGUCUUCCGUGGUUUUUUUGUACCGUCUUCCGUCUUCCGGGAUAAGGUUUUGUACCGUCUUCCGUCUUCCGUCUUCCGUCUUCCGGGAUAAGGUUUUGUACCGUCUUCCGUCUUCCGUCUUCCGUCUUCCGGGAAAAGGUUUUGUACCGUCUUCCGUCUUCCGGAAUAAGGUUUUGUUCCGUCUUCCGUCUUCCGUCUUCCGGGAUUUUUUCUUCUUACCGUAAAAGAGUAAUAGCUUUUCAAAAGCCAUUUACUAGUCCCGAAGAACGCGAAUUUCCACGGGCAGUGACCCAGAUCCAAAAUGUCUGUUGCUUUAGUUAUUUUUUUCAAAAAAAAACAGGAGAAAAAGGUUCUGCAUUGACGAUUUUUUUGUUCCGUCUUCCGGAUUUCAAAAUUCCAUUUCCGCUCAACUCUAGUAUUUAUGGUGGGGUCGAAUGCACUUGGAUUGUCCUGAACCACCAACACUGUUCGUUCAAGAGAAUAUAUCUCACCUGGUAGUGGAGAUAGCCAAAAGUUGUCAACUAGUAAAAUGUUCAUGAAGAAAAUGUGCGCAUUUCAUCAGUUGACAACUUUUUGAUUUCUCCACCGGCAGCCGAGAUACACCGUCGAGCAGACUGCUUCUAAUUCACAAUCAUUUGAGGUCUCUUCGAAGCUGAGCGAAGAGGAGCUCAUCGAAAUGUACGACGCCUCGACGCACCUUCAAAUCCGUCUCACCAAAGCGGCCAAAUUCAUCGCCAUCCGUUGCUUCGUCGUUCGUUUGGAAAGCGUGUGGCUCGAGAUGGAACGACGCAUUCGCAGCUUUCGAAAUCAACUCAAAACGGGCAUCCGCCGCAAGUUUACGACGCAUCUGAACAGGUUGUUGCACGACUUUCGAAAGUACGACCGCGCCCUUCAGUACCGAUCGAUCGAUCCGUCGAUGAUGCUGAGCAACAAGGCGCAAGUCGACCUGAUGUUGCAGAAUGAGAUCGGCGAGAGUGCUCGACAGUUUGUGGCCACUUAUGACAAAGUGUUCGAGAUUACACAGGUAUGCAUGUCGAGGAAGGAAGAACCCGACAAUAGCUGGGGCAUCUUUUCAGCACGUCGCCCUGGACACCUCUCAAAUGGACACGCUCCUGCAGAUCGCUUCGCUCCGUCUCUCGCUUCCCCAGUGCAUAAACGAUCACUCUCACUUCUUCAACAAACGCAUUUCGACGUUUUUGCAUUUUGUGAAUGUAAGUCAUCGAAAUCUUGACGCGCUACAAUAUUCAUCAAUUCACGGCGACCAAAAGUGUAGAAAGGGGGGCGUGGCCUAAUCGGAGACGCGUUUUCUGAAAAUUGCCGCAAUUCCAGCACUUUUCCGAUAUUUUUGUGUGUUGAUAUCGACGAAAGAAGAGACAUUAAUGAGAGAAAAAAUCGAUAUUUUCGUGAAAACGCCGCGUUUGAGACGUUUUUGGCAUAUUUCGCAAUUUCGGAAUUUUCAUACCGGCCGAUCGGAAUAGUUUUGAGACGAAAUGAGUGUCGGAAGUGAUUAAGCACGUUAAUACAAGUAUUUUAAGCGUUCAAACGGCAAAAAGUAUCGGCGAAUGACUGAAAUUCGCGCAUUUUCAGCACAAAACUUGAAAAUCGAUAUCGAUUCAAUUGAUUGCUCGUUUUAAGCUCGAAAAAGUGCGCGCGAUGAUUAGUUUAACAAGGUUAUGCAAUUAAAUCGUCGAAAUCGUACAAAAUUUGGGUAAUUUUUUACGAAAAACAUGAAAAAAAUGGGGUUAAAUUUCAAAUUUCGCGCCAAAAUGGUGACAAAACCGUGCACGCUAGGCCACGCCCCUUUCUACGUUUUUUUGGUCGCCGUGAUAUCAACACAACAUUUGUUUUAGAAAAAGCAAACAAAAGUGAUGGGAAACGUUCAAAAGGCGAUGGACAAGCUGAAGAUUGUCCAAACGAUGGCCAGUCCGCAGGAGGUCGACACGUACCUCGCUCAAAUGGCAAAAUUGCGGCCAAUGCUCGACAGUCUGAUCACCGAGAUUGAGGAUUUGAACAAAUUCGAAAAGGCCGUCGACAUUCAGAUCUCCGACGUGACCAAGAUGAAGCAGUUUGUCGGCGAGAUCGACUCGUUGCAGAGUCUGUUCGAGGCGACCAGCGAGUACUAUCGACAUGUCAAGUUGGUCCCCUUUUUGUCCAGUUCUACGGACCAUUCUACACACUUUCAGCGCGUUUUUCGAGUCCCGUCGAACUCUUGUGAACAUCGAAGCGAGCCGUGUCUUCAUCGAACAGUUCACGACGCAAUUGUCGAUUUUUGAGGGAUGUCUGACCACGCACAGAGCUGCCAAACAUUUCAUCGCUUAUGUAGGUUGCCGUUCUAGGGACCGUUCAUUCAAACUCAUAUAUCUCAGCUGUGUGCAGAGAUAUCGAAAAGUUGACAACAGAUGAAAUGUACACAAUUCCUUGCUGAAUAUUUUGUUAGUUGACAACUUUGUGAUAUCUUCGCAGACAGCUGAGAUACGUAGUCCCGAAUAAUCAGUAUAUGACUAGAGAGGACUAAGAGUAUUUAGGCCAGAAAUGAGGUGGACGCCUUCAAGAAGAACUUCGCCGUCGCUGAAAUCAUGUCGUGUCGACGUCUUCUCGACGCUCACUGGCUCAGAAUGUCUGAAGUCGUUGGUAAGUGCAAAGUAGACGAUUCAAAAAACGAUAUGUUUCGUUUCGAUUUCAGGCUUCGACCUGACCCCCUACGCGAACAGUUCGAUCGCCCAAAUCUGUGAGCUCGGUCUCGAAGCGCACCUCCAGCAACUGAAGCCGAUCGCGUUCUCCGCCGAGCGAGAAGCCACGGCGGCCGAUCAGCUGCACGCGAUCGUCACGUUCUGGAGCCACGAGCACCUGGAAACGCGGUGCUACGUUCAGUGGAAGUUCUCGUUGGCGCUCCGACUUCGAGAACUGCACCACAAGGUUCAGAAUGACAUUCACACUCUGCGCCACAUGACGAACGUCGAACAGAUCACCGAUGACUCGCUGCCGUACGGGGGGAAAAGGGAAGGGAAAAGAGAAUGAAUGUUUGUGUUAAGGCAAUGGAUUGAUUGGACGAGUCGGACGGAGAGAAUUCUGAAGGCGUGGUGUGAAACGCAAAAGAAAUGGAUGCGAGUCGCGAUGAUCUUUGUCACUUGCCGCGAUACUUUACAAGUGAGCACGCUUCUUUCCUCAUUCCGACAAGAAACUGAAACUGUUGCUCAAAUCGUUUCCUCCAGAAAGAGUACGAUUUGUUGCGAACUUGCGCAAAGUACUGGAUAAAGAUCGAGCGGCACAUUGUGAAAGAUCCGUGCAUCUACCGGCUCAUUCAGCUGCCGCACCUUCCGUGCUGGCUCGAAAAGAUUCGUGGAAUGGUGGCUGUGAUCAUUCAGGGAGUGCGCGCACUUCUCGACCGCAUGCGAAUGACCAACGCGCGACUUUGUUUGUCCUCGGAACUCUCUCUUCUGAAUCUAUUCUCGACGACUUCGGUGGACACACGACUCCGGCUUCUCCUCAACGACUGUUUUCCAUCGCUCGCACGUCUUUGUUUCAACAGACGGUAAGUGAAGGGCCAAAAAGACGUCUUCGGCGAGAGAAGAAAGUUGUAGGAAUCAACUCGAGUUGGUGGAUUUGAAUGGUGAAAAGAUUACCGUCGAGCUGACAAAGGCUGAAAUUGAGGGGCAGGAGCCGUGCGAGCUCAUCAAGAGCAUCGAAUUGGCGUUCGCGUCGAAGCUCACCGAUGUAAGAGUUUGUUUGCUGUGAUGUAUCUCAGUUGUCUGCGGAGAUAUCGAAAUGGGGUCAACUGACAAAAUACACACAAUUUCUUAGUAAUCAAUUUGUUAGUUGACAACUUUUUGAUAUCUCUACAGACAGCUGAGAUAUAUCGCUUUGAACAGGGCCGGAGCUCUAAUCCAUAUAUCUCGGGACCGGAUAAUCCGAUCGGUCUGAAAAUUGAACCCAAUACUUCCUGAAUAUUUCUGAACAGUUCAAAACUAUAAUUUCUGUUACAGAUCAUCACUUACGAACGUCAAGACCGAUCGAAAGCGGCGAGCCGAAUCGGCGCCAACGUCGGAGAGUUGAUCGAGACUCGGCAGACUCUCGACCCCUUAUUUUUGAGCAGAGUGGUACAUAAUUGGAUUUAAAAUAUCUAUGUAGCGUAAAUAAUUAAAAUUUGACUUGAAAAACGCCUGUCACUGAAAAAUUAGCGUUCUUGGAGCUCAAAGCACUCGUCUCGCUAGUGGAUACCGUUUAGAAACUAGCUUUUAACUCAAGAAUCACGGGUUUUGGCAUAAAAUGAUCAACUGCAAAGUUGUUGAGCACAAAAUUUGCAACAACUUUUCAGUAGACCACUUUUUGAAAUAGUUAUCGUAACUCGAGAUAUAGAUGUCCAAACUUGAGCGACAAAAUGUGCUUUGAGGGCCUGGAAGCGCUUUAUCUUAAAGCAGUACAAGUAGUUUCAGGGCAAUUUUUCAGUGACAGGAGGUCUUAUCCGAUCAAUUUUAUAACAAUUUCCAGGAUAAACUCUACUAUGUGCAGCACAAAAGCAUCAGAUUCCAGGCGAUGGUUUGACUCGGUGUUAGAGUAGAUACUAAAGUAGAUAUUAGCCUAGACAGUCAAUAUUCACAGUUGUACCCACUCCCUAACACUUUUAAGAGGUGAUUUCAGGAAAAGUCGUACUUCCUGCAGCACAAAGCCAUCCAAAGGCAGUCGCUGAUCACCGUGGACUUUGUCUACUCGACUGAGACGAACAAAUUCAUGCCGCGGAGCUUGGCGGACAGCUGGAGCAGCGGACACAUCAUUCUGAUGGUCGGCGAGAUGAGCACAACCCGUUCGUUUGUGCUCAAACUCGCCAACUGUCUGUGCUCGAAUCUUCGCAUCGUCAACUCGCACGAUCUUCUCGAAGUGACCCUCCUCCGGCGGCUCACAAAAUGCGUGCCGAUGGCCAAUUGGUUCGUUCUUUUGGAAAACGUCGACCUGCUCAGCCCGCAGUUGACGUUCGAACUGUUCAAAAUGGUCGGCAGUCAGGCGGUGCCGUUCCCGCGCCUCUUUUUGAGUUCGACGGAAGAAAUCAAGAAUCAGAUGCCGGUCACUGUGGCCGUCGAGCAUUUGAAACCGGAUCUUGUCGUUGUCGACGUGCUCGACGAGCACAACAAAACGCCGUCUUUCAAGUUUGAGACGCCGACUCCGUUGUCCAGUGUCCGCUCCUUCACGCCAACUCGUCCGACACAGACGGCCAUCACGGCUGUAGCCCCACCGUCUUCGCCACACUCAAUUUUGCUGGAAAAGAUCGGAUCGAAGAUCAGAAACAGGUUGGAAAAGGAUAAUAUCGUUCUGAAAACUGAUGCUGUAUUUUUGUAAUUGACCACUUUUUUGUGGGACCACUCCGAAGAGUACUGUAGCUCUUGGAAGUUCGGCUAUGCCCAGCUGCACCGUUCAAACUUCCAAGAGCUACAGUACUCCAGAAAAUGGUUGUGGAAAAAAGUUGUCAAUUACAAAAAUGAAACUCUAGUUAUGUACUUUAUUUUUCUAGUUGACAACUUUUUUGUAUCAUCACCACCUGGAUUACUGUAGCUCUUGGAAGUUCGGCUAUGCCCAGCUGCUCCGUUCAAACUUCCAAGAGCUACAGUACUCCAGAAAAUGGUUGUGGAAAAAAGUUGUCAACUACAAACAUGAAACUCUAGUUAUGAACUUUAUUUUUGUAGUUGACCAUUUUUUUGUAUCAUCACCACCUGGAUUACUGUAACUCUUGGAAGUUCGGCUAUGCCCAGCUGCACCGUUCAAACUUCCAAGAGCUACAGUACUCCAGAAGAUGGUUGUGGAAAAAAGUUGUCAACUACAAAAAUGAAACUCUAGUUAUGUACUUUAUUUUUCUAGUUGACAACUUUUUUGUAUAAUCACUACCUGGAUUACUGUAGCUCUCAGAAGCUAGGAGUGUCGAAGCGCUAUAGCCAACUUUCAAGAGCCACAAUAGUCCAGAGAACUACAAAAGUCAAGCGCUAGACUGUAAGAUUUCACACACAAUAUCCGAAAAAAUCGAUUUGCAAUCGAUACUGUAUAUUUGCCUUCUAAUGCAACGCGUAGCGAGCGGCGGAACCCGUAGACUGUCGGCCACGUACUUACCCGUCCCUAUAUAACGCUCUUCCUGAAAUGUCGGCCCCCAAUAUCUGCCAUGAUCGAAAAUCAUGCUAAUCAUGAAGAGACGCGUCCGUCUCGCCCUCCAUGUUGCAAACAAUUCACAGGCUGAGCAGACAUCUUUUUGCUUUUUCCAGAGAAAUCUCAGGUUGUGUGGGUCCGAUGGCGAAGGGGGCUCUCAAGGAGGCGCUCGAUCAGUUCCCGGAGAAGAUCAUCUGGAUCUACGUCGACGUUUUUGUGCGGGAUCAGCUCGUCGUGCGUUCGGAUGAGUUCGCCGCCGGUCCCUCGGGAAUCCUCUUCGAAGUGCUCUCUCCGAAUGGCGCGACGAUCGGCGGCGGCGGCGGCGGCGGAUCGGAAAGCGAACGGAGUUAUCACUCGACAAUCUCGACGAAUUCGAUCACAAUCAACACUAUUGUCGUCUUCUACGGAUUCUCCCAAUUCUGGAACAUCUUUCCGUUCAUUUCGCCGCUUUUUUUGAAAAAAGACGCACACGCAUACGCACAAAAACCGUUUCUCACGCUGGACGACGGAAGUACGUGCUGGCCGCAAGAGAAUGUGCAAUUUCUGAUGUGUAUUCCCGACGAGGAAGGGUUUCAUUUGAAUAUGGUCAAAAAGUUUGAUAUUCCGUUUCAUGUGGUCAGUGAGAACCUGAAAAUCGACGUGGCACGGAGUUGGAGGAAGACGUGGCAGAAGAAGUUUGGCGAGUUGUUCAAUGUGAGUGCGAUAUCUCUGCAGCGAGUGAAGAUAUCAAAAAGCCGUCAACAGCAGAAAUGUUUAUCAAGAAAUUGUGCACAUUUUGUCAGUUGACCACUUUUUGAUAUCUCUACAAACAGCUGAGUUAUAUUGUCGUAAACUUUCCAGAAAAUCUCGUUGGUCGAAAUAAUGGACGAGCUUGUGGAGCGUCUAAUUGCUCCAAUGUGCACCCAUUUCUCCACCUCUUUCCUCUGGCCUUCCAUGCUUUUUCAAGUGAUCUAUCAGGAUCUGAUCGAAGUUUUGCCAAUGUGCAGGACGACGUCGGUCAACGAUUCCGUUCGGAUUACUGUCGUUUUGGCCACCGCCAACUUCAUCUCGAUCUUUGUGGAUGAGCAGCGAAAAGUGGAGGCAAAGAUGGGCAAAGUGUUGAGUUCGAUUAAGGAGAAACUUUCGAUUCCGAUUCCUGAAGACGUUUGUAAUUGGAAAAUUUCGUAUCAGGACGCGACGAAACUAGUGCGAUGGGAGGACGAACCGUUUUGUCAGAGCUCUAUUGACAAGGACAGUGCGAUUGGAGAUAUCAUGGUACUUUUUGAGAGUCUAGUUCUGAAAAUUUUUGUGUACAAUCUUCAUGUCUAGUACUGUAUUUUUGCUCUUGACCACUUUUUUCUACGACCCCUCUGAAGAGUACGGUAGCUUUUUGAAGUUCGGCUAUGCCCAGCUGCACCGUUCAAACUUCCAAGAGCUACAGUACUCCAGGAAAUGGUUGUUAAAAAAAGUUGUCAACUACAAAAAUGAAACUCUAGUUAUGAACUUUAUUUUUGUAGUUGACAACUUUUUUGUAUCAUCACCACCUGGAGUACUGUAGCUCUUGGAAGUUCGGCUAUGCCCAGCUGCACCGUUCAAACUUCCAAGAGCUACAGUACUCUAGUGAAUGGUCGUAUCGAAAAGUUGUCAACUGAAAAAAUAUAGUGCUAGUUAUGAACUUUAUUUUUGUAGUUGACAACUUUUCACCACGACCACGAUCUGUUCUAGAUCGUCACUCCCAACAUUGACCGUCUCCUCUUCUACAGUAUCCGUCUGCUCACCUCCGGCCACAAUAUCCUUGUGCACGGACCCUCGUACUCUCGGAAGACAGUGUUUGUGAAGAUGAUCUCAAAAUUCUUGAUCUCCUCAAGCGGCGACGUCGAGUUCAUCUGGCUGGACGGCAAAAGUCGAGUGGGAAAUGAGGUGGCACAGAAGAAGUUCACCGACGUCGUCGCCGUUUGUGAGAAGAUCCAUCAGAGCAAGCAAUUGGUACUUUCCGCUAUUAUAUCUUUCCACUUUUUGCAAUUUCAGUACGUGGUCAUCGAUCGGUUCUCGUUCACAGAGCCACUCCUUCCGAUCAUCGAGUUCUUUGUGGAUCACCGAACGUACUGGAAAGAGGGAAAGUUGUGCAAAUCGGACUCGCCGAUUCGAGUGAGUAUAUCUCAGUUGCCAGAAGAGAUAGCAGAAAGCGGUCAACUGAUAAAAUGUGUAAAAUUGCCUCAUGAAUAUUUUAUUAGUUGCCCACUUUUUGAAAUAUCCACCGACAGCCGAGAUACGGUAACUUUUUGUUCAGAUGAUCAUAGUGACCGACGAGGAGGACUACGCGUGGCUCCACAAAACAAAAGCGUUGACGGCGACGUUCAUCGGAAUCGCCAUGCCUCCGUCGACCGAUUUCAGAGAUCAGAAGACUUUAGUUCAGAGUCUGAUUGCCGCUAAUUUCACUGCAAAGUCAAGAAAACGUCAAGAAUCCUCUAGAAUCUUCUCUUCUUUUUUUCAGGUCCUUCAGCUCCGAAUAUCAUCACAUUCUCGAAGCGUUCUCCUGUUGUAUUGUCGAAAUUGUGCAAAAGACCUAUGUCGUAAGCAAAUGCGCUCCGCUGCACUUUCGACUUUUCAUUUUCGUCUCCAAAUUCAGAGCUGACAAUGGGCGCGCAAGUGCGCCCCGCCCAACAGAGCGAUACAUUGGCGCGAAAUUUAAAUUUUUACAGCAAAAUUUGUGUUUUUUACCAAAUUAGCCACGAAAAAUCGAUAAUUUCUCAUUUGUCUCUCGAUAGACCGAUUGUAUAAGCUAUUACGAUUUUUUUAAGCGCAAGAGCGUCAAACGCAAAUCACAUUUAUCCGUUUGAAGGUUUUUGGCUAAAACUGCGUGAAUUUCAGUUUCUUUUCGGUAAUUUUCGCGGUUCGAGCGCUCAAAAUGUUUGUAUUUACGUGAUUUAUCAUUCUCAAAACCAUUUCUGUCUGAAAAGAAAGCGCAAAAUGAGAAGUGCGCUUUUUAGGCGGCGAAGGCAAAAAAGCAAAGUCCGCGAAAAAUGCGCCAAAACGUCAUUAAUUCUGAGAAUUAGUGUGUUUUCAUGUCGAACAAUCAUUUUUCAUCGCCUUUGGCCACAAAUAUCAGAGCAAACCUGCUCAAUUCGUGAAAACUCUAUUUGGCCGAGCUUUGGAGACCGUGAAAAUUCUUUUUAAAAAAUUGGAGACGAAAAAGGAAAAAAGCAAAAGUGCUGCGUUUCCAGAAGAACCUCUCCUCGAUGGCGCUGGCCACCCGUCUCGCCAAGUCCUUUUUCUUCGCGUUCCCCGACAACUGCCCGGAUCCGGACGCUCUCCUGCGGCUGUUCAUCCACGAAUCCGCGCGUGUCAUCGGCGACGCCAUCGAUCCGAUUCAUCGUCAGACGUUUGCGCGCGAGUUCGAAUCGCUGAUCGACGAGAACUUCAGCACGAGCCAACAGGCGGUUCUCAAGCACAUUGCCCAGAUAGCCGACGUCGAGGACGACGAUUUGGAGGAGGACGAGGACGAGAGAAAACCGGCGAUCAGCAUUGAUAUGUUCGAUCUGAUCUACUCGGAAGUGGAUGCGCACGAUGUCGUCGACGGGCUCAGCUACGAGCCCGUCGUCGAUAGAAUUCAAUUUCAGCGGAGCAUCGAGAACUUUCUGUUCGAACACCAUCGGAACCACCCGAAAGACCGCAUCCGACUGUUCGUGGACUGGGAGACGAGCGGAUGGGUGCAGCGGGUGAUGCGAGUGAUCCGACAGGCCAGCGAGCACAUGGUCCUCACGGCAGCGCCUAGCAGCGGCCGGACUCAAGUCGUCAAAGCGGCCUGCGUGGCUUGCAACGCUACCGUACUCAUUUUGCUGAAUACUUUGCGAAGAUCGACAGUAAUCUUUACAGAUGAUGCACAUGCAAGUCGACGCCACGUCCUACGAUUCGUUCAUUUCGCGAUGGGAGUACGCACUGAGCCGCGCCAUCAAUAUUAUCGCGAACACGAAUCAACACGUUGUGAUUCUGUGUCAUUUGGACUUUUGUGUGAGUCUAGUUUCGAAGAAAUCCGCAAAGAUUACGUGUUCAGUACGAAAAAGUGGAGCCACGUUGGAUGGAGCAGAUAAAACUGUGGAUCGAGUGUCCGAACACUCAACAUUUGGUCUCCGAUGAGGUAGUGUAGUUCUCUGAAAACCUGUGGGUGUAAUCUUUAUGAAUAGCACAAUAUUUUGUCAGUUGACCACUUUUUUGUACAACCACUCCUCGGAGUAUUGUAGCGUUUGAAAUCGCGAACUUUCAAGCGCUACAGUACUCCAGAGAGAGGUCGUAGCAAAAAGUUGUCAAGUAUAAAAAUGAAGUACAAUACCUCGUUUACCCAUAAAAGUUAUCACCUGCCAAACUGUCAUUCAGCAACUUCACCUAAUGGGCGAACAACUGAUCGAAUGCGAGAAGAACUUGGCCACUCAAAUGCAAACUGUCGGCAUGCGAUUACCCGGGUACACUCGUACGCAUUCCACACUCGUCCUAAACGCUCUUUUUUGCAGGCAGAGAAUGUGCAAAUACCUUCCUGUGGAGACUUUGAAAGAGCCUCAAGCCCUUCGGAAAGUUCUGGAGGCCCGGAUCUUCGACGCUCUUCACGUGAUGUUUCUCGUGGAUCCGCAGUUCAAAACCGACUUCUCCUGGUGCACAAUAUUCCAUAUGCCGGUGAGAAUACGAUGGAAUCAUCGCGAAAGUCUUCUAAAAAUUCAGCCAAUCGAGAGAACCGAACUGCUGGCAAAAGUGACCAAGAUCAUCGCGGAUUGUAAACUGGAAAAUACUGCCCAUCUAAUAAUCUCAACCUUCUUUAUCGGUUCAAUUUUUCGUUCUUUCUCUUCUGAUUUAUACCGAACUUUUCAGUUAAAAAACAUCUACAGUCGAUUGGCAUCGCACUGCCUGGAACAGUGUUCAGUCAGGUGUUCGAGGUGGCAGACACGUUUCAAAUUGUGUACGGACAGCGCAAAAAGUAA
Messenger RNA from Caenorhabditis sp. 36 PRJEB53466, 13591 nucleotides. The record is from the annotation of a GenBank genome assembly. NCBI's taxonomy places the organism in Eukaryota, Metazoa, Nematoda, Chromadorea, Rhabditida, Rhabditidae.